AUGGAUAGGAGGAAGGCAGACACAACGCCACGCCACGCAGCACAACACAACACCACACAAUGCAACGCCACGCCACGCCACACAAUGCAACGCCACGCCACGCCACACAAUGCAACGCAACACAACACAACACAACACACAAUGCAACGCCACACAACACGCACAAUGCAACAACACAACACAACACCACACAAUGCAACGCCACGCAACGCAACGCAACACAACACCACACAAUGCAACGCCACGCAACGCAACACCACACAAUGCAACGCCACGCAACGCAACACCACACAAUGCAACGCCACGCAACACAACACCACACAAUGCAACGCCACGCAACGCAACACAACACAACACCACACAAUGCAACGCCACGCCACAACACAACACCACACCACACAAUGCAACGCCACGCCACGCAAAACAACGCAACAUCACACCACACCACACCACACAAUGCAACGCCACGCAACGCAACGCCACACCACACCACACAACGCAUCACAACACAACGCCACACAACGCCACACCACACAACGCCACACAACACAACACAUCACAACACAACGCAACACCACGCAACACCACACCACACAACACCACACAACACAACGCAACACAAUGCCACGCCACACAACGCCACACAACGCCACACCACACAACGCCACACCACACAACGCCACACAACACAACACCACACAACACAACACAACGCAACACAACGCAACGCAACACCACACCACACAACGCAACACAACGCCACACAACGCAUACGCACAACGCCAAAAACACAACGCAACACAACACCAACAAUGCAACGCCACCACGCAACGCAACACAACACAACACAACCCCACGCAAACGCCACACAACGCAACACAACACCACGCAACGCAACACAACACCACGCAACACAACACAACACCACGCAACACAACACAACACCACGCAACGCAACACAACACCACGCAACGCAACACAACACCACGCAACGCAACACAACACCACGCAACGCAACACAACGCAACACAACACCACGCAACGCAACACAACACCAUGCAACACAACACAACACCACGCAACACAACACAACACAACACCACGCAACACAACACAACACAACACAACACAACGCAACGCAACUGA
Messenger RNA from Oncorhynchus masou masou (cherry salmon), 1146 nucleotides. RefSeq names its product LIM domain-containing protein A-like. The record is from RefSeq and is a predicted model, not a curated record. Lineage: Eukaryota; Metazoa; Chordata; Actinopteri; Salmoniformes; Salmonidae. The coding region runs from base 1 to 1146 and encodes 381 amino acids. The transcript has a single exon.